Papaver somniferum (opium poppy) is the source of this 2383-nucleotide messenger RNA. RefSeq lists its product as uncharacterized. Bases 162 to 2171 code for a protein of 669 amino acids. The record is from RefSeq and is a predicted model, not a curated record. Lineage: Eukaryota; Viridiplantae; Streptophyta; Magnoliopsida; Ranunculales; Papaveraceae. The transcript has 5 exons. Gene Ontology annotation, molecular function: protein binding.
UCGAAGUUCUUAAAAAGCAAGCAAGAAUCGUUCUUUCGAUCAAAUAAUUGUUAAUUACUGUACAAAUAAUAAAGGGUUUCUGUCAGAAUUAGAGAAUUGUACUCCAAAUUACUCUAUUUUUCUUCAAGAAAAUCAGGGUUUCUUCAAUUCAUCUUCUGAAUAUGAAGAAAGAUUUUAAGGGUUUUAGUCCUAUAACACCUCUAAGAGUUAAAUCAUGUCCAUGUACACCAUUAAAACCUACUCCUUCAUCAUCAGAAAAGAAGAAGACAAUCUCUUCUUUAACCAAUUCAUUUCAUUCUCCCUGUAACAAAGUUCCUACUGGUGAUUCUCCUUACGUUAAAGCUAAACACGUUCAGAUAAUCGAAAAGGAUCCAAGCAAGGCGAUACCACUAUUUUGGUCUUCCAUAAAUUGUGGUGAUAGAGUUGAUAGUGCAGUGUUAGACAUGGCUGUUGUAAUGAAGCAACUGAAUCGUGCCCAAGAAGCGAUAGAAGCGAUUAAAUCGUUUCGUAGUCUGUGCUCUCAGCAAGCUCAGGAAUCUCUUGAUAAUGUGCUCAUUGAUCUUUACAAGAGAGCUGGUAGGAUCGACGAACAUAUCGAGCUCCUUCAGCAUAAACUCCAGCUCGUUGAAGAUGGUGCAACAUACGGUGGGCAACGAACUAAGGGCAAGAAGUACCUAUGCUCCAUUGAGCACGAGAAGUCAAGGUUAUUAGGGAACUUGGGAUGGGCUUACAUGCAACUGGAGAACUUCCAAGUUGCCGAAGAAUUGUACAGGAAAGCUUUAUCUAUCGAGCCAGAUAAGAACAAAGAAUGCAAUCUUGCCAUCUGCUUGAUGCACAAAGGAAGAAUUAUGGAAGCGAGGUCUCUGCUUCUAACUGUUAAACCUUCAGCAGCUGAGCGUGAGUUAUCUGAUUCCUAUAUUAAAUCAUUUGACCGUGCUACCGAGAUGCUGUCUGAGCUUGAUUCAGGUCGACUUCUGAAACCACUUGAGCAGAAGAAAGACGAUAAUAUCAAAUUGGAGACUCAGGCAUCUUUUACAUCUCCAGUCAAAGUGAAUUUCAGUUCACCGGUUUCUUCCAGAUAUGGAGAUCAAGAAAAUAAUGAGCUUGGCGUAGAAUGUGUAGAAAAUUUAAAGCAUCAAAGCCAUGUGGUUGGUGUAAGAGGUUUGAAGCAUUCAGAUUCACGAGUUUCUUCUACUACUAAAGUUCAGCAGACUGGCAUCAGAAGAUGCUUAGAUAACUCACAUCCAAGAGUGUCACCAGUUAGUGGGCAGUAUCAAAAUCAUGGGUUCGGAGGAAAAUGCAGAGCUCAUGAUUCACAUUUAAGGGUUUCACCCAGUAAUGGACACCAUCAGAACCAUGGGUUUGGAGGAAAAUGGAGAGAGGAGAAUUCUCAUUUAAGGGUUUCACCAAGUAACGGACAGCAUCAGAACCAUGGGUUCGGCAGAAAAUGUAGAGAGGAGGAUCCUCAUUUCAGGGUUUCACCAAGUAAUGGACAGAGGAGAAAUCAUGGGUUCGGCAGAAAAUGGAGAGAGGAGGAUUCACAUUCACAAAAUCAUGAGUUUGGUGGAAAAUGGAGAGAGGAGGACUUAAACAAAGUUGAAAAACCAACUCUUGUUGAGGAAUAUUCUGGUAGUGAAACUACUGAUAGUCUGAUGAGCAGCACCCCCAUGAGCCAAGAAGGGAUGAAUGGCGCAGAUUCUGGUUUUGGAAACUGGAAACCUUUCAAUUCCGCUAAGGGUGGGAAAAGUUGGGCAGAUAUGGUUGAAGAAGAGGAGGAGGAGGAACGUUUAAGUAGAUUCAGCGACUAUUCUGCAAAUAUGGUUGAAUCAGUCAGUGACUGGAGCAGUGAAGAUUCGAGUUACAUGUCUCAAGAGACUCGUAUUACUUCAACACGACUAUCAGUUGAUAAAUGGUAUGAAAAGAACGAAGCUGUUUACAGCAGUGACAAUUUGAAUUCCAAAGCUACUGCCUAUCAUGAAUUAUCAUCAGCGAAGGAUAUAGAGGAUCAUCUACAAAGGAAGUUUGAAGCAGUUGAUAUUGAUGGAGAAUUCAGAAAACCAGCAGCUCGACGUUCUCUAUAUUUUGAUCAGAAGCAGGAACAAGAACCCUCUGUGCAGAAUUGUGCAGGUAAUCCAAGUACUCCAGAUUGGAGAAAGAAUCAACACUGUUAAGAAAAGAUAGGCUUCAUGUUUUUGAGGAAAUCACUUGUCAGGAUAGUAUCUGUAUCUAACAGGUUUGAUAUUUCGUUUUGUAUAGACAUAUGCAUAUAUCAGGAUAGUGUCUGUAUUUAACAGGUUUCAUAUUUCGUUUUGUAUAGACGUAUACAUAAUUUUUCAUAGUAAUGUUCUACUGUAAAAUCUGUAGCAGUCAUCUGUUUCAGAGA